This is a messenger RNA of Varroa destructor (honeybee mite), 1629 nucleotides long. Its product is annotated as glutathione S-transferase omega-1-like. Lineage: Eukaryota; Metazoa; Arthropoda; Arachnida; Mesostigmata; Varroidae. Gene Ontology annotation, biological process: glutathione metabolic process. Gene Ontology annotation, molecular function: glutathione dehydrogenase (ascorbate) activity; glutathione transferase activity. Gene Ontology annotation, cellular component: cytoplasm. The record is from RefSeq and is a predicted model, not a curated record.
ACUCCUCGCAAAGUGCUCGGCCUACAAAGUACGUCAUCUUCAGCUGUUAUACAUACAAGAGAUAGACGGCAUAGAAACGGACGUGGUUCGAACACAGAGUACAAUAAACACAGCAUCGGAUUGAUUGCGUUGCCUAUGCGUACGACUCAUAAUCAUUGAUACGAAAUAGGUUAGGUGCUGACGGACCCACUUAUAGGUGUAACGUGCCUCAAAACAGAACUUUGCUCACACGGUUAACUUACGCGUCGAACUCCCAAGAAGUCAUGUCCGAAAGGGCGCUUUGCAAGGGAGCCACGAAACCCCAAGGCCCAUCCGAAGGUACAGUUCGACUGUAUAGUAUGCGUUUCUGCCCUUGGUCUGCCAGAUGCCGACUGGCUUUGCUAGCUAAGAAUAUAGCGCACGAGAUUGUAAAUAUCAACCUGCGCCGUCAACCUGAGUGGUUCAUGGAACUCAACCCUGCUGGAUCUGUUCCGGUCCUUGAGAUGCCAGAUGGAACCAUUAUAAUAGGCUCAAUGCCAAUCAUCGAGCACGUUGAAACGUUGGACGGAGAGAGUUUGUUCGCGAAUAAGGAAGAAGAGCUCUUAUUCAUCGAGAAAGCUAAAGGUCUAUUUAAAACAACGUGCGAUCUUAUAGAGGGAAAAUGUGGAAGUGAUCUCUCCCCGAAUAUGUCGGCAGAGUACCACAAAAACAUGAAUGAAAUUGAGGCUCAUCUCAAGAAAAAAGGAACCAAAUACCUAUUCCGCAAUGACAAACCGAGCGUUGCGGAUUACUGCGUUUACCCUCUGCUCAACGAAGCCCAGUCGCUGUGCGACGUGUUGCCUUCUCUCAUUAGGCCCAUUGAUAUGGGCACCCAUCCCAAGCUUUCGGAAUGGAUUGACGCGAUCUGCGCAACCGAAUGGGGCAACAGUUAUGUUGACUACUUCGACCUCGUUGCCUUCAAUAAGAGUCUCAUCAUGGACAAGGAAUAUAACUACAACGAAGGUCUGAUGUAGACAAAAAGAAACGCACAAUCGGCGAACGUUGCAAUUCUAUUUAAUUUACAUUAGGCUUUUAUAACAAUAGUCGUAUCGAUCGUCAGUCGGCGACGCGUGUAAUGACUGGCGCUCAAUGAGAGCCCGAAGCUUGUCCAGGACUUCCCGUAUACUCGCGCCUAACAACAAAAGACAAAAGAGAAGGCGUGUGACCGGCCUACCCGUAUUCUUAUUUAGUUAGAUAAUUACUUGUGUGUUUGUAGUCCGGCUCAUGAUCGGGCAGGAUUAAGUCCAUGAGAGAUGUGGUCCGUUCAAAAAUGAGAUAGAUUUCAACUAUAAUCGGUGCAUUUUACUAAGAAUGUAAAAAAAUCUUUUAUUGACCCAGAAUAUGCGAUGGCUUGAUACAGCUGAACAGACAGAUCAAAUAUGUGUGUCUGCUUUAUUUCAACUAAAAUUCAUUCAACAGCUUUCGACACGAGGAAGCGAUGUAAACUAGCUUUUCUGUUUUAGUCGUAAUAAAACAUGAUAAACACAUCGACAUCUGAAUCAUGCCCAGGAUUACUAAGGAUAUUGUUGAAACAUAAAAUAUUUCAUCCUACAUCAUUAACAACUACUAAUCAAUGAACAAUGUAUUGGAAAUAAAUCUGUGUCAUGCUUA